This is a messenger RNA of Protopolystoma xenopodis, 162 nucleotides long. The record is from the annotation of a GenBank genome assembly. Lineage: Eukaryota; Metazoa; Platyhelminthes; Monogenea; Polystomatidea; Polystomatidae.
UCUCCAAAAAAAGGAAUUGAUUACUUGAUCCAGCACAAGAUUCUCACCAUGGAAUCUGCUGAUAUUGCUCGCUUCCUCUCCCACGAGGACAUCAGCCGCCAAGCUGUCGGGGAAUACUUUGGUACCCUUUCUGAUGCCAUGGCAACCAAAGUUGCAAUGUAA